Molecule: messenger RNA, 2290 nt
Organism: Pseudomyrmex gracilis
Lineage: Eukaryota; Metazoa; Arthropoda; Insecta; Hymenoptera; Formicidae
Product: protein msta-like
Exons: 10
Coding region: 645-2171 (508 amino acids)
Molecular function (GO): protein binding
Source: RefSeq, a predicted model, not a curated record
UACAAAAAGCGCCCGGUCUAUCUAUUUCUGCGCAACCGAAGCGGCACGACCGCUACGACGCAAACGAGACGCGCGUCGAUCCGCAACAUCCGCAACAUGUUCCGCCGCGCGACCUUCGGACCUGGGUUCUUAUUUGUCGAACGAAUUUUCUUCGCAAACAAAUCCGAGCUGUAAUAAAAUUGUUUCAACGGUUCAAAUCGAGAUGUAAAAAUUCGCGCGCAAAAAGCACGAGCGAGUUAAAAAACGAGAGACAACGCGUGACAAAUGGGAAUGAGAAAACGUUUGCGACAAAGGUUCAACGCACGAAAUGAUUCCGGAAAAUAGCGGAAGCUUUUGGAUUCUUCUGUACAUCUAGAGUUCCAAAAAUAAAGUUCCAACAGCCGCGCUCUGUUCGCAUCACGUAUAGUUACUCGAAGUCGCCAUAAUUUUCUAACUAGAUCAGUCUAGAUUAUUCCUUUGGCAGAGCUCUCUCUUGUACGCGAUAUUUUUAAAUCGAGAAUUAUAAAGAGUGCGGUAAACACGAGCAUUGGUCUCAGUUCAAACAAACCCUUCGUCAGAUCGGCAUCGGCAUCAUCAACCAUCGACGGAAUAUUAAAGAGUUUCUUCCUAUCGAGAAGAGCGCUAGAUCGUCAACCGAAGGAAACAUGUCGCAGAAUUCGGGAAGUGACGCGAAAGAAUCUCAAGCGUACAAGGUGCUUCAGAAUGAUCAGGUUGGCAGAUACAUGAUAGCGAACAGAGAGCUGCAGGCUGGCGAGGAAAUCGUUACGGAAAUGCCUUUCGUUGUCGGACCGAAGGCUUAUACUUAUCCCUUGUGUCUCUCCUGUUACACUCCCUGGCCUCCCGCUCCGGAUAACAAACCGCUUUGCUCGAAGUGCGGAUGGCCUGUUUGCGGCGAGGAGUGCGAGAACGCUCCGCAACAUAAAGACUACGAAUGUCAGGUAUUUGCGCAGGCCAACGAGAAGUUUAACGUGGACGUUGCUAUGAGCGAGAACGAAAAUGGUGUUCCGCAAUUAGAAUGUAUAACGCCGUUGAGACUACUGUUGGAGUCCGAGAGAAAUGUUGAGAGAUGGAACAAGGAAGUGAAGGACAUGGAAGCGCACAACAAGAUACGAUGUCAAAAGUCACAGUGGAGAUCCGAUCACGUCAAUAUCGUGGAUUAUCUGAGAAAAAGGCUUAAGCUCGACAGGUUCUCGGAAGAGCGCAUACAAACGGCAUGCGGAAUCUUGGAAAUUAAUACGUUCGAAGUGCGAACGAUGAAAGGAUUCACUGCUCGCGGUCUUUACCCGACUGUCGCUAUGAUGAAUCACUCGUGCGUCUCCAACACGUCUCACAGCAUAUCGCCGCUUGAUUACAGGAUACGGCUGCGUACCACGCUUAGAAUUCCAGCGGGCGGCGAACUUUACGCAAGUUACACGCACUCGUUGCUCCCGACUAUGCUGCGACGAGAACACCUGCUCGAGGGCAAGCACUUUGCUUGCGCGUGCCCGCGAUGUUCGGACCCCUCAGAACUGGGCACUCACAUGUCCUCGCUAAAAUGCAACAAAUGCGACAACGGAAUUAUUCUGCCCCUAGAUUCUUUAGACUCGGAAAGUACAUGGAAAUGCACGCACUGUGACUUUUCCACCAGUGGACAAGCGGUGCGAAAGAUUUUCAAGAUUAUUCAAGCGGAAGUGGAUGCCGCUGAAGCCAUCAGCGGAGCUGACGGAGCUGACGCGAUUCGAGAAAGAGAGGCCGUUGUGAAAAAGUACCAUUCUGUUCUCCAUCCUCGUCACGCUUUUCUUACGAUGUUACGACACUCUUUGACCCAAAUGUACGGUCGAGUUGACGAAUAUUUGUUAGAUGAUUUGCCAGAUGUUGUUUUGGAGCACAAGGUCGAUAUGUGCCGCUUGUUGCUUCAAGUGCUAGACGUUGUGGAACCUGGAUUAACUCGCAUCAGAGGUAUGACGUUGUACGAGCUGCACGCGCCGUUACUUUUCUUAGCGAAAGGUCAAUGGAAUGCCGGUGUUAUCGAUGAGGCCGGUUUAAAGUCCAAAAUGACAGAAGCUGCCACUAUUUUAAAAGAAGCGGCCACAAUAUUGAUCUUGGAACUACCGGAGACAGCUGAGGGACAAAUAGGAAUUGUUGCGAAAGAGUCUUUAGUUCAGCUGGAACAAUCCAUUAACGAGUUAUAAGCAUUUCUCGUUAUUGUCGUAAUCAAACUUCUUAUAAUUUAUAUAUAUAUAUAUUUUUUUUUCUGUUGCUUAGAAUAAAACUUCUGUAUUUAUUAAAUAAAUAAACGCGUUUCUAUGUG